ACAUCCCUAGUCACACUAAAUUGCUCUUUUCGACAAAAAAAAAUAUUACUUGGUGGCCGGGGCUGAGUUUUUCUUUAUUUUCUGUGAAAUAUUUGUGGCAGCAGUGAAACGUGAACGGUGCAGCAGCACAGGCAGUGGAAGUGGCACCUACGCGUCAGCAGAGGCAGAGAAGCAGAGCAGAAGCGACGGCGGCAGAGCAGCAGCGACAGUGACCGAGGCAGAGGCAGAGGCAGAGGACAGACAACAAAAACGCAACAAAGACGCGAACGCAGAAGAGCAUGAAGCGCUGAAGGCUGAACUGGGCUUCAAACGGAAUCGAAACCAGAAGCUGUUAGCGAAACCCAGUCCGCCAGAGGAUCUGGCAGGGGAGCAGCAGCAGCAGGUGCAGCUAGAAGGGCAGAGGAGCAGUGGCGAGGGAGCAGCAGAGGCAGAGGCAGCAGCAGCAACGGCAGCAGAGGAUCUGCAAGGUGCAGGGAAAACGCCUAAGAACUGGACUCUUCAAGCAGCAGCCCCAACAUGAGCACCGUGUUCAUCAACUCGCGGAAGAGCCCCAAUGUGCUAAAGAAGCAGGGCACCGACCAGUGGGUCAAGCUGAACGUGGGCGGCACCUACUUCCUUACCACCAAGACGACGCUGUCCCGUGACCCAAAUUCCUUUCUAUCCCGCCUGAUUCAGGAGGACAGCGAUUUGAAUUCGGAUCGGGACGAGACUGGCGCCUAUCUGAUCGACCGGGAUCCCAAAUACUUUGCGCCCGUUCUGAAUUAUCUGCGCCAUGGCAAGCUCGUUUUGGACGGCGUCUCCGAGGAGGGUGUGCUGGAGGAGGCCGAGUUCUACAAUGUGACACAGCUGAUAGCUCUGCUCAAGGAGUGCAUCCAUCACAGGGAUCAGCGACCACACGCGGACAAGAAGCGAGUCUAUCGCGUGCUGCAGUGCCGCGAACAGGAACUGACCCAGAUGAUCUCAACGCUCUCGGAUGGCUGGCGUUUCGAGCAGCUGAUCAGCAUGCAGUACAGCAAUUACGGUCCCUUUGAAAACAAUGAGUUCCUCUGCGUGGUCUCCAAGGAAUGCGGCACAACGGCCGGCCGUGAGCUAGAGCUCAACGAUCGGGCCAAGGUCCUGCAGCAAAAGGGAUCGCGAAUUCUUGGAAUUUAAGCAAAAUCCCUGACAAAAUAUGAGAACGAGAACUAACCAUCAUCAAGAAAGAAACCACAAACCACAAAACCUAUAAACCCAACUCAGCCCCAAAUAAAAAAUAAACACCAAUUGGAAGAGCAGCCAAGGAAACUAGCCACAGUCACAGCAUCAGCACAGCAGCAGCAGCAGCAGCAGCAGCAGGAGCACCCAUUACACCUUCACAUACUGGAUACACACCACACACGAGAUCAGUUCAGGCUCAAGGCAUCAUCAGGUAUCCUGGGGGGAGACCAUCGACACGCUUCAAUUUGCAUUCGAGACUAAGUUAACAGCUAUUCACUGCGAUUCUCUCUUUCGUAUGCGUGUGUAGAGUGUAGUGUGUGUAGAGUUUGUUGAGUGUGCGGUGUGUGCGUGCGGAUCUGAGUGCUUGCAUGUGUUCAACCCAAGAGAGAGGUGUUAGAACCAACUGGAACCAAGCUAGGAAACCAGGCCCUGCUUCGUCAGCUUCUGAGCUUCGCUUUCGGGGUUUCCUUCGGCGAUCCUCCGCCGGAGAGGGAGCUCAGCUGCUUGGGGCGUACAAUAAGCUAGCGGACAUAUAUAUAUAUAUAUAUACACCGUAAACGGAAAGUGUUUUUGUAGGCUUAGUCUUAGUAGUUUUUAACGCGCUUACAAUAAACAUAAACUAGACGCAAUGCCCUUGGUUUAAGCUGCAUUUACACAUGUCCGAGAUAGGGUCCCAGCCCCCUGCCCAUCCCCAUCCCCUGCUAAUUGUAGUAUGUGCGUGCCUGUAUGUGUGUGUGUGUGUGUGCGUGUUGUGUAGGCCCGGUUUUUAACCUACCUUGAGCUUUAUUUAAGAUUUAAAAGCAAAAGCAAAAACAGAAGCAAAACCAAAAGGAUAUAUCAACAUUAAUGAAGAAAAGAAUUAAGAGAAAAACAAAUUGAAUCACGACUGAAUUUAUGUGAACUUGCACACUCAAAAAAAAAAAGAAGUAUAGUGUUGAGCGAAUUACCUAACCGGCGACGUUUUUGUACAGACACAAACAACACUGGCUUGAUAUAUAUGGAUACGAGAUAUGUUAAGUACAUGAAUGUAUAUAAUUUUAAAUAGAUACUAAUUUAUACACGAAAGAAAACGAUAACGAACACGAAAACGGGGUAACCAGAACGUCGCCACCUACUCGUACUCGUACUCCCGGUACCCAUUUUGUAACCAUUUUGACUUAUUUUACGUGCGAUUAUAUAGAUUAUAUACAUACUAUAUAUAAACUUAUAUGCUUACAAGGAUUGUUGUUUCGGUAAAUAGGAGGCGAUGAGCAGGAGAACCUUUACACUAGCAAGUAGAAGCGCAGCGACCGAGUAUUAGCAAUACAAAACAGAAGGAAAAACAAGAGAAAUGCAAGAGAAAAUAGAAGAAAGCAGGAGAAAAUAUAAGAAAGCAAGAGAAAAUAAAGGAAAAGCUAGUUAAUAUAUAUACUGAAACCGAAACCCUAAUCAACACAAGAUUCAGAUAACGCUAAGCUCCUUUUAACUGUAACCGUAACUGUAACCUUACACCCUAACCCCCAACAAGGAUGUACUCACACCCACGUCUAUACACACACACACACACACACAAACACACACACAUCUCUCUACACACCAGCCCCACACCAAGCCACCACCCUCCCGCAGACAAGGAGGAUCGCAUCCUCGCCGACGAUCGAUACCCACACAACAAACCAUAAAAAUAUAAAUAUGUAUGAAUAAAAAUGGAACCCUUUUCUAAAAAACA
This is a messenger RNA of Drosophila kikkawai, 2905 nucleotides long. It is a transcript of the gene inc, whose product is annotated as BTB/POZ domain-containing protein inc. Gene Ontology annotation, cellular component: cytoplasm; Cul3-RING ubiquitin ligase complex. NCBI's taxonomy places the organism in Eukaryota, Metazoa, Arthropoda, Insecta, Diptera, Drosophilidae. The record is from RefSeq and is a predicted model, not a curated record. Gene Ontology annotation, molecular function: cullin family protein binding. Gene Ontology annotation, biological process: proteasome-mediated ubiquitin-dependent protein catabolic process; protein homooligomerization.